AUGAAGAGAUACAUAGAGCCAAAUGCUUGUGCAGAAAGGCUGAAAGAAAAUGGAGAAAGACCAAACAGGGCAUAUAUGGACUUUCAGUUAUUUAAGAAAAUGAGGAAUAAGGUGACCUAUCUUUUGAAUAAAGCAAAACAUACAUUUUACACUUGUUUUGUUAAUGAGAACAGCAGUGACCAAAAACGAUUAUUUCAUGCCUCUAAGAGGUUGCUAGGAUAUAGUGACACUGUCUCAUUUCCAGAUUAUGAGGACAAGACUUUAUUGGGAGAUUUUUUCCACAAAAGAUAUCUAGGAUUCGUGAUCAGAUAG
Molecule: messenger RNA, 312 nt
Organism: Paramuricea clavata
Lineage: Eukaryota; Metazoa; Cnidaria; Anthozoa; Malacalcyonacea; Plexauridae
Source: the annotation of a GenBank genome assembly